CCACCACACCGGGUGUCACCUCAAAGUACAGUUUCCUCUUUUUUUUUUCUUCGGUGGUGUUGGGAGUGGACAAGGUAGUGUGAGUGAGUAGUGAGCACCAUGGCGAGCCGAGAGCACCUCCUGCUCGACCCGGCGGCGCUGGCCGUCUCUUGGGCUGACCCCGCUGCGGUGGAGAUCCCGCCCGAGCUCCUCGCCGCGCUGGGUGAGUACCUGUCCGCCAGGCGUAGCGACGGGGAGGCCGAGGCCGACGCCGAGGCGGAGGCUGAUGAUGAGUUCAUGAUGUACGAGUUCAAGGUGCGGCGGUGCGCGCGGGCGCGGAGCCACGACUGGACGGCGUGCCCGUACGCGCACCCUGGCGAGGCCGCGAGGCGGCGUGACCCGAGGCGCGUGGCGUACACGGGCGAGCCGUGCCCGGACUUCCGCCGCCGGCCGGGCGCCGCGUGCCCGAGGGGCAGCACGUGCCCGUUCGCGCACGGCACGUUCGAGCUCUGGCUCCACCCGUCGCGCUACCGCACGCGGCCGUGCCGCGCGGGCGUCGCGUGCCGCCGCCGCGUCUGCUUCUUCGCGCACACCGCCGGCGAGCUCCGCGCCGGGUCCAAGGAAGACUCGCCGCUGUCGCUCUCCCCCAAGUCGACCCUGGCCUCCCUCUGGGAGUCGCCGCCGGUGUCGCCGGUGGAGGGGCGGAGGUGGGUGGACGGCAUCGAUGAAUGCGACGCGGACGCGGAGAUGGAAGAGUUGAUGUUCGCAAUGCGGGAGCUCGGCCUCCGGAAGGUGAGGCCGUCGGCAUCGUCCGUAACGCCGGUGCUACCGCCGGUGACGGACGAGGACGGGCCGGAUUUCGGGUGGGUGUCCGAGCUUGUGAUGUAGAAGCACCCGACAAGCUCAAAGACAUCAUCUCUCUCGGCGGCGACGAUUAAGAUGCAGAGGCGCCUCGCAGAACAGCUUCAUUAAUUAAGUUCACUUCAAUUCGAUGAUCAUUUCGCAAAUUGCAUCAUUCUUCUGUACAUAAACAAAUAUGGUGCAAGUUAAUCUGAACACAGCAAUCCGUAACUGUAAGUGUGGCGUGCGUUUGCCUGCCUUUUUUUUUCGAAAAUCUUGGGGAGCUAGUAGCACCCUUGCUUUUCGAUUAUUAUUAUUAUUAUCUACCAGUGUAGAUAUGGAGUGUAAUAUGCUAAUAGCCUCUGCCUGUUUCGUGAUAUUAUCACAUUUGAUGUACUUAAUUAUGCUAAAUUCGAUGCUUUUUUUUAUCUA
Molecule: messenger RNA, 1251 nt
Organism: Oryza sativa Japonica Group (Japanese rice)
Lineage: Eukaryota; Viridiplantae; Streptophyta; Magnoliopsida; Poales; Poaceae
Source: RefSeq, a predicted model, not a curated record